AUGGUAACUGAGUAUUCAAGGAACACAACAGAUCCCUAUGUAGUUGAGGAGAGCAGACAUCUCGUAAAAAUCGGACACUUAGAAGUCGAGACGAAUAAUGGCAUAAUAGUGAAAUCGGUGCGGCUGUCGUUUGGGCCUGUUGUUUGGAUACAGUUAGCAAAAGUCAAAAUUGAGGAAGUCAACAUAUCAGGAACUUCAGUCACUCAUCUUUCUAAGGAAUUCGUUUUUAGCUCCAAACUUGAGACAUUGAGAGUUCGUGGAUGCCCAUUAGUGUUUCCACCCAUUGAAGUGUGCAAACGAGGCAUUCGUGUUAUAAGAGAAUAUUUCCGUGAGCUGGAUAAGGUGGGUGGAGUGCGACGUGGCAGAAUAAAGAUUUUAGUGAUGGGAAUUACAAUGGCAGGAAAAACAAGCCUCAUUGAAGCACUGGAGAGUGGUAAACCAUUUCUGGCAGAACCCAAUGAGAGAACUAUAGGGGUAGCAGAAAAAGUAAUGAAGCUGGAUGAUAAAAUAGAAUGCAAAGUCAUUGACAGUGGUGGCCACAAAGCGUACAUGCUAACCAACCAGCUGUUCAUCAGUGACAAUUCAUUGGUAUUGAUUGUUGUUGACAGCGAUCAGUAUAAGUUUACUCAACAAUGCUUUCGACAAAAUAUUGCAGAUUUCCUGCAAGUUGUGUAUGACCGAAACAGCAGAGCUCACAUUGCUAUUGUUGUGAGUAAAGUUGAUCUGAUGGUCGACAUGUCAAGAGAAGAAAUGAGUAGAAAGUGGAAUGAACAUCUGCACACUUGUUUACACGAAUUCCUAGAAAACAGACAAGCUGAGAUCGAUGGAAUGGCUGCAGCUGGUGAUUCUCCAAAGAACAAAUACGUGUCAGAACGUCUUCAGUUCUUCAACUUCCAACGAAUAACUGUUGAAGAAAAUGUAAUACUGACAAGUGCAGCUACACAUAAAGGAGUGGUCAGUCUAAAGGAUCGUUUAAGGAAUCUGUCUAGUGAUAAGCGUUUGCUGCCUUCACUGCACACAGAAUUGCCGUCAUCAUGGGUAACUGUAGAAGACAAGUUGAUUGAACCACAACCUCCCACGUCUGUCCCCAUUACAGAUGUUUCUGAUGCAAUGCAACUGUGUGUAGAGCACGGACUGACAGAAGAAAGCUGUCGUGAGUUGCUAAACUAUCUGAACCAGGUAGGAAGCAUUCUGUAUUACUCUCAUCACCCACCUUUAGCAGAAGUUCUCUUUCCGAAGCCACCAUCUGUAGUCACUGUGCUGAAGGCCGUUUUCAGACACGAUCAUAAAGAUUUGGCAUAUGACCAUCGUUUCAGAACGGCUAAUAUCAGUCGCGAUCAGUUUGAAAACAUGCGCAAUGACCUUGUUUUUAAUGGCAUUGCUAGGAUAUCUAUGCUGCUGGUGCUGUGGAGUAGGUUGCUCGGUACUGCAGUUCAUCAUGUUAACGUGUUCAUUAAGCUUUUUCUUGCUCUUGACUUUGGUUAUCUAACUGGCUCGUCGGCUGAUGUAGUUCAGGAACUGGCAGACACUUUGGGGAGACGGGAGAUCACUUCAACUCCACCGAUUAGCACCAAUACACCAUCAAAUUCAUUAGUUCAAGUGUUAGAUGAAAAUCAAGAGCAGACAGCCAAAGAAAUGAUUUCUAAGCUAAAACAACAUAAUGUUGGCUUGCUGUUGCCAUGGUUACUCAAUGAUGAGAAACCAGUGGAGGUUAGUGAACUUUGGCCUCUAGCUAUACCACAUGGAGUCAUGCAAGUUGCUGUCAAAUACUCGUUUGCAUAUGAUCGUCCAUUGGGUUUGUUUGAACGACUGUCUGCUCGUUGCCAUCGUCACUCCAGUUAUAUUUGUCACUGGAACAGUGGACUGCUGAUGUGUUAUGGUGCAGUGACUUUGUAUUUCACUUGCAGCAAGAAUGGUUCACCUGGCUCUAUAUGUCUCAAUGGUAGAGUAGUCAAGUCACAUCACUGUAUUGGCAGAUUGUGGCAUGUUCUUCUUCGUUGUGUGUCAGACAUGGAGGAUCUCCUCCAGUCUAUUCCUGGUGCUCUCACUGAUCGAUUCAUCUGUGGUGGAAGUCUUACUGCAACAAGUAGAAAGUCUCUUCUUAAUCGACCAAGGCAGUUUGUGCCAAAUGAAUCUUGGGGAUCAUUUGCAGUAGAUGCUGUAAGAGGAGCAUACAGUGCAGAGAUGGCAAAGCAUGUAUCAGCAAUAAAUCAAGUGUGUCCGAGUGUAAAGAAAGGUGUUCUUCUUGCUCAAGUUUUGUCUCCAGACAGUGGAACUCUAGUGGAUGAAACGAACCUUCAACAGAUUGCAGCAGCUAUAAAAUUGCAAUGGCCUACACAAACAAGUAUCAGUAGUAUUAGUGGUACUGACCAGUUGAUGGUGUCACAGCUGCGUGAAAAUGUUUCUGACUCACGUAUUGCCUAUCCAGCUGUAUUUUCAAUUAUAAGCGAGUGGCUAGAAUCAAGAAGCAAGCCGUUGAUGGUAUGCCAAUUGUAUGAUGCUCUACUCUCUGAUGGCAUUCUUUCUGUGCUUGAACAGCAUUUGAGAGACUUUAUGUCACCUGAUGUAGCAACUGGAUUACAACAAUCUGAAGAGGCAGUGACAACUGUUUCUAAGAGUGUGACUUUACCCAUCAUAGAAAUAGUAGCCAAAAAUGUUGCACAUCGUUGGCAUGAAAUUGGUACAUACCUUGGAGUUUCAGGAGAAGUGCUAAUAGAAUGUGAUCGACAACUUUACACAUACAAAGAGAAAUUACGUAAAGUUUUGUCAGCUUGGACGGAUCAAGACAAACAUGCUACAGUUCAGCAGUUGUUGGACGCUUGUGAUAAAGCUGAAGUGGGAGGAAUAGUCAGGAGAGAGAUUGAACCUCAACUUGAUGCAUCACAUUAACAGGAACUUGCGUGUUUAUUAUGUCACGAGGUACAUUUACACAAGAAUUUGGGCUGAGAAAUAGAUGAACUGGCUGUUGAUUAUGAGUAUCCUCCAUGUCUGCUGUGCUGUCCAAAUGUCAUUCAAGAGAGAAAGUGUCCAACACUGCAGCUGUGAAAUGAAGACGACAGCAGUUUACAAGUAGUUAUGACUGUGUGAAUUACAUAAUUGACAUGGCAUCAAAAUGUCUGUUAUAAAGGAUCUUGGUCAUAUACGCUGACUUGAUUCUUCAUGUCAGACAAAGAGACGACAUCAUCAGUACACACAUUUGCACCACUCUCAAUAGAUUUUC
Messenger RNA from Corticium candelabrum, 3220 nucleotides. RefSeq lists its product as uncharacterized. The coding region runs from base 1 to 2889 and encodes 962 amino acids. Lineage: Eukaryota; Metazoa; Porifera; Homoscleromorpha; Homosclerophorida; Plakinidae. The record is from RefSeq and is a predicted model, not a curated record. Gene Ontology annotation, biological process: signal transduction. The transcript is spliced from 7 exons. Gene Ontology annotation, molecular function: GTPase activity; GTP binding; protein binding.